AUGUCGGCCAUUGAUGCUGCGCAGGUCGGCCGUACUAGCUGGACCUCGCGCAAGUUUGACGUCGAGCUUGUCGGGUCGGCGAACGUCAACACUGAAUUGUGUGACGUGUGCCUCGGUAAGGCCGCAUGCACAAGCGUUGUCGUCGAGGUGCCUGACGGGAGAGCCCAAGCCACAGGCCCAAGCUGGAUCUAA
Molecule: messenger RNA, 192 nt
Organism: Gaeumannomyces tritici R3-111a-1
Lineage: Eukaryota; Fungi; Ascomycota; Sordariomycetes; Magnaporthales; Magnaporthaceae
Exons: 2
Coding region: 1-192 (63 amino acids)
Source: RefSeq, a predicted model, not a curated record